Molecule: messenger RNA, 2810 nt
Organism: Cuscuta europaea
Lineage: Eukaryota; Viridiplantae; Streptophyta; Magnoliopsida; Solanales; Convolvulaceae
Source: the annotation of a GenBank genome assembly
AUACGUAUGACUUGGUGAGUUUUCAAGCCCUAAUCUAACCAUUUCCCCGGCCCAAGCAGCGUCCCAACGCAGCGAACCAUUUACAAACGGAGCCCAGCGCAGAAGUGCUAAACGCUCACAGGCCAUUCUCACUGGAACGCUUGGCCACCUCCCUGGCAGUGCCCAUUCUCAGUGGACCCGAGGCCUCCGAUUGCGAUUUUUCACAGUUUCUAGAAUCCCAGAUUCGCAGCCCCUUCGCCCCCUGACCUUCAAUUCAGUGCUUCCUGGUGUAAUUAAUUGGCUGAAUCUGGAUGGGAGAAAGAAAAAAGAGCAGAAGAUUAGAGAAAGCGGCCUUAGUGAAAAGGUUCAGUGGAAAAAAAUGUUUAUUUGAAGAAGUCAGAUUAAAUCCUGAAUGUUCUCAUCAAGAUGAUGCAUUACCGACUCUACAAUCAAUUUCUUCUUUGAAUGAGAAUGAUAGACUGGGGGAAGAGAUGAAUGGUUUAGCUGUCGAAAAUGAAACGGUUCAGAAUGUUUUUUUUAAUAUUUUAAAACCGUGAUUCUACAGUUCUACUAUGUUUAAUUUAACAGAUUGAAGCCUUUUUAUAUUAUAAAGAUAUUGAAUUAUUAUUACCCAUGUUAGUUCAGGCAAAAAAGAGUUUUACAAUUUCUUUAGAUUAAGCCCAUUUUAAAUUCUCCUCCCCUAGGCCUUCAAACAGACAGGACCGGCCCUGCACUCAAGCUUACAGCCCGUCUAUCUCUGUCAACGGGGAAGUCCUCUACUGCGCACGCCUCCCAUGGCUCUCCGUCUGCUGCAGCUUUCAGGCCCGGCGCCUGUAGCUGACCAUCUGCUAGGCCUCAAACUAUAAAUCUUCGACUCAGUAGGCCCUGAUCCGCAACUUGUGUUUCUCUCGAGAGAGAUUGUGGCCGUAUGAACAGGUGAAUUGUGGAGAGAAAUGAAGGGGAUGGGAAAUGGGGAUCUGUUCAAAUCGACGACACUGAUAAAAGUUGCGGCCUUGACAUUCUUAGCAGUCACAUUCUUCUACUUCGGCAAGCACUGGUCUGGCGGCCAGCAACAACCGCUCGUUUUCUUUAAUUCCCGCCAAGAUACUCUUCCUUCCACUGCUUCUAAUGCAGGUGCAACCGUUUCGCUCUCCCGUAAUGUCAACAAAACAUUUGAUUUGUCGUCUGUCCUAAACGACACAGUUUCAAGAAGCACUCAGCAACCCAAAGAAGAAGAGCAACAGGAACAGAAGCCGGAUGCAUCUCCGCCUCCUCCACUUCCACUACCUCCACCACCUCCUUCGUUUCAGAGAAUGGGAGUGGUGGACGAGAACGGAGUCAUGAUGGAAAAUUUUGAGGUGGGACUGUUUGAUGCUGAUGUAGUAGAUAAUUGGGCUCAAGGGAAUGAGACGGAUGAAGAGGAAGCAGAGGAAGGUAGGAGUAUUAGGGUUAGUAAGUUCGUAUUGUGUUCGAAUAGCUUCAGGGAAUACAUACCUUGCUUAGACAAUGUUGAGGCUAUUAAGAAAUUAAAAUCAACUGAGAAAGGGGAAAAGUUUGAACGCCAUUGUCCUGACAAAGACAAGGCGUUGAAUUGCUUGGUUCCUGCCCCUAGAGGUUACCGAACACCAAUUUCAUGGCCUAGAAGUCGUGAUGAGGUUUGGUUCAGCAAUGUUCCACAUGCUCGCUUAGUUGAAGAUAAAGGAGGCCAAAAUUGGAUAACAAUAGACAAGGAUAAGUUCAAGUUUCCUGGAGGUGGCACUCAAUUCAUUCACGGGGCAGAUCAGUACUUAAAUCAGAUUGAGGAGAUGGUGCCUGAAAUUGCAUUUGGCCGCCAUACACGUGUCGCUUUGGAUAUUGGCUGUGGUGUUGCAAGCUUUGGUGCAUAUCUUUUAUCACGCAAUGUUCUCACCCUCUCAAUCGCUCCAAAAGAUGUCCAUGAAAAUCAGAUUCAGUUUGCACUUGAGCGGGGGGUACCUGCCAUGGUGGCUGCUUUUGCAACAAGGCGUCUAUUAUAUCCCAGUCAGGCAUUUGAGUUAAUUCAUUGUUCAAGGUGCAGGAUUAAUUGGACUCGCGAUGAUGGUAUUUUGUUACUUGAGGUCAACCGGAUGCUUCGUGCAGGAGGCUAUUUUGUUUGGGCUGCGCAGCCGGUUUACAAACAUGAACCAAACUUAGAAGAGCAAUGGGAAGAGAUGGUUAAUCUCACAAACAAUCUUUGCUGGAGACUUGUAAAGAAGGAGGGUUAUAUUGCAAUAUGGCAGAAGCCCUUAAACAACAGCUGCUAUUUAAACCGAGUGCAAGGGACCCAUCCACCAUUAUGUGAACCCGAUGAUGAUCCAGACAAUGUCUGGUAUGCUGAUAUGAAAGCUUGCAUAACACAUCUGCCAGAGAAUGGAUAUGGUGCAAAUGUCACGAAUUGGCCAGCACGUCUUAAAGAUCCCCCAGACAGGCUGCAAAGCAUAAAAUUUGAUGCUUAUAUAUCAAGAAAAGAGCUUUUCAGGGCAGAACUGAAAUACUGGGUUGAAAUAAUUGAGGGCUAUGUCCGUGCAAUGCAUUGGAAGAAAUUCAAACUUAGGAAUGUGUUAGACAUGAGAGCUGGUUUUGGUGGAUUUGCUGCUGCAUUGAUUGAUUCCAACUUUGAUUGUUGGGUUCUGAAUGUGGUUCCAGUGAGUGGGCCAAACACUUUACCCGUUAUAUAUGACCGUGGACUUAUAGGCGUUUUGCAUGAUUGGUGUGAACCAUUUGAUACAUACCCAAGAACAUACGAUUUCUUGCAUGCUAAUGGGCUCUUUUCCAUUGAGCGAAAAAGAUGCAACAUAUCAACAAUCAUGCUA